AUGGCUGACAACAAUAUGAUGGGGAAAGUGAUGGCGUGGCGUACAGGACGUUUGGGCUUCAAGACGACCGUUGUGACGCUUCUCUGUAUUUUGUUAAAUAUUCUUGCCUUGUAUCUUCUGCGUCGGUUAUUCCCCGCCCUGAGGGGCGGCGGCGAUCAUAGACACACACAUGGGAGCAGAAGGAGAAGUAGCAGCAGGGAUGGCAAUUCGAAGAAGAAACACAAGAAGCAUCAUGGAAACGGGGAAGUAAAGAAUUCCCUUCCAAAUUUACUUCUGCUCCUUGGCAUUCCUGGCAGUGGAAAGACGACCUGGAUCAACCAGUACAUUGAUCGUUGUGACAAGUCAUAUAUUGUUCUGAACGAGGAUUCUGUUGCUGGAAAAGUUGUCGCCGCAAUCGAUGAUUCCUCGUGGGAAGAAGGGGUGCGGGAAGCUUUUAUUGGUGAAAUUGUGCGACACUUAAAUGAAAAACAAAAUGUGGUUUUGGACGACUCCUUACGUGUCAUGGAUGAGGAGUUCCGGCGCAGCAUCAUGGAGGCAGCACCUCCUUGCAAUCUUUUGGUGAAGGAGUUUCCCAUCAAGGCACUCUUUGCGCAUGCACGUCUAUUGAAGGUUGCCGAGGAAGUUACUGAUCGUCGUUGCCCCACUGAAAUUGAAAUGGAGGAAUUGGAGACCAACUUUGAGAAGGCGAGGGCAUGUAUGAAGACGGAAGGGUGGAAGCAGCUGCUAGAUCCAUCGCAUUUGCGGUCAAAACACCGGUGA
Messenger RNA from Trypanosoma cruzi, 759 nucleotides. RefSeq lists its product as uncharacterized. The record is from RefSeq and is a predicted model, not a curated record. The transcript has a single exon. Bases 1 to 759 code for a protein of 252 amino acids. NCBI's taxonomy places the organism in Eukaryota, Euglenozoa, Kinetoplastea, Trypanosomatida, Trypanosomatidae.